Molecule: messenger RNA, 3022 nt
Organism: Desarmillaria tabescens
Lineage: Eukaryota; Fungi; Basidiomycota; Agaricomycetes; Agaricales; Physalacriaceae
Product: cell division control protein 54
Exons: 8
Coding region: 54-2990 (978 amino acids)
Biological process (GO): DNA replication; mitotic DNA replication initiation; DNA strand elongation involved in DNA replication
Cellular component (GO): MCM complex; nucleus
Molecular function (GO): ATP binding; single-stranded DNA binding; single-stranded DNA helicase activity
Source: RefSeq, a predicted model, not a curated record
UGACGCGACUGCUUCCCUUUACUCCUUCAUCUGAUCCUUGUUUCGUGUUGAACAUGUCUUCUCCUCCCGAAAUCAACCUACCGUCCGACGACGUCGAUAUGGAGGAUGCCACUGUUCCUCAGCCAUCAUCGGAUGCCAACCCAAAUCCCCUUUUUUUCAAGGGUAGCACCCCGUCAGCAGCAGGCACCCCAGUGUCUCGACGAAGACAAAACGCGCCUGAUAGUACACCUAUGACAGGAAUUAUAGCGAGGAGGGCAGUCGGAAUGGCUACACCGAAGAGGACACCACUUUUUGCAGGUGGAAGCUCGUCUCCAAUGGCAUAUCCAAGUUCUUCUCCUGCUAAAGGAAGUAGACAACGCGUGACUAUCGCUUCAGAUGGCCCACCAGAUUCAGACCACCUCGAUUUCCCUCAGAGCCCUUCUCUCCUUCAAACGCCUACUCCUAGGAACCGUCGAGGAGAUAUCCAUUCCUCUCUAUCGAUUACUCCCAGCUCAAGUGCACGUCGCCCCCGUCGGUCUGCCCCCAAUGUCGAGCGAUCCGACCCUUCCAACUCUGACGGUGCUAACCUCGACACCGCUCCACCUCUUUCUGCUCCAGAAGCAUCUUCCGAAGAACCAGAUGAGAUUCGUGCCAUCUGGGGUACCACCGUCAACCUCGCAGAAACUAUGAAGCUCUUCCGCGACUUUCUCAAAGGCUUCAAAACGAAGUAUCGUGUGGCUCACGACCGUGAGCACGGUCGGCCAACGCGUGCACUUGCCACUCCGGAGGAAGGGGAGGUGUUGUUGUAUGAGACUUAUCUGCGCCGAUUGAGGCAGACCGGCGAAACGAACCUGAAUCUGGAUAUGCAAAAUCUCCUGGCGUAUCCUCCUUCGAAGAAGCUUCAUGGACAGUUGGUCAAAUACCCACAGGAAGUUAUACCAGCUAUGGAUCAAGUCUUGAAAGAUCUUAUGCUAGAGACAGCGGAUAUGGAUCAGCAAGCUGGUAUGGAAGGAAUGGAGGGCGCUGAUGGCGACGACGAGAUCGCAGAUAUCAUGGGCAAGGUAUACAAAGUACGGCCGUUUGGCCUGAAGGCAGUCAAUAUGCGAGAUCUAAAUCCUACAGAUACGGAUAAGCUUGUCAGCAUCAAAGGCCUUGUUAUUCGUGCCACUCCCGUCAUCCCUGACAUGAAAGUUGCGUUCUUCCGCUGCUUGACAUGUUCACACACUGUCCAAGUUGAAAUCGACCGAGGCAAGAUCGAAGAACCAGCACGGUGUCCCCGAGACGUCUGUGCCUCCAUGGGGACAAUGUCGCUCGUCCACAAUCGUUGUGAAUUUGCCGACAGGCAAGUUAUCCGCCUGCAGGAGACUCCUGAUGCCGUACCUGAUGGCCAGACGCCUCACACUGUAUCUCUCAGCGUAUACGAUGAACUCGUCGACGUCUCAAAGCCCGGUGAUGGACUCAUCGUCUCUGGCAUUUUCCGCAGCGUACCCGUCAGAGUCAACCCGAACCAGAGGACAAUGAAGAGCCUUUUCAAGACGUACUUGGAUGUCGUUCAUGUUAAGCUCGGUUCGGGGACAGGGCUUGGAUUUGACAAAUCGACGCGCCCGGCCGGAGGUGACCGCGUACCAGGAGUUGGCGGAGUUGGGGACGGCGUUGAUGACGAGGAAGAAGAGCGAGGCCGGGAUGGGAGACAAACUCGCAGGGCUGAGAUGGAAGAUAAGAUUCGGCAGCUGAGCAUGAGACCGGAUAUCUACGAUGUGCUUUCACAAUCCCUUGCGCCUUCGAUCUGGGAAAUGGACGACGUCAAGAAAGGUAUCUUGCUGCAACUCUUCGGAGGCACCAACAAGAGCAUUGCUCGUGGUGGAGGUGGAGGUGGCCCACGAUACCGAGGGGACAUCAAUGUUCUAUUGGUCGGUGACCCGGGUACGAGUAAAUCGCAGAUCUUACAGUAUGUGCAUAAGAUUGCUCCCCGUGGGGUAUACACGUCUGGAAAGAGCUCGUCCGCUGUCGGUUUGACAGCGUACGUUACUCGUGACCCGGAUUCCAAACAGCUCGUUUUGCAAAGCGGAGCACUCGUUCUGAGUGAUGGUGGUGUCUGUUGUAUCGAUGAGUUUGAUAAGAUGGCGGAUGCCACACGGAGUGUGUUGCACGAAGUCAUGGAACAACAAACUGUAUCGAUUGCGAAAGCGGGAAUUAUUACGACCCUCAAUGCGCGAACAUCGAUCCUAGCCGCAGCUAACCCGGUCGGGUCUAAAUAUGAUGUUGACCUCCCCAUUACACGGAACAUUGAUUUACCUCCAACGCUUAUAUCUCGAUUCGACCUUCUAUACCUCGUCCUAGACCAGGUGGAUGAGACUCUUGACCGGCGACUAGCACAGCACUUGGUAGGACUUUAUCUGGAAGAUACACCGGCUUCAGCAAAUACUGACAUUCUACCCGUAAAUGAGCUCUCUGCAUACAUCGACUAUGCACGUAAUAAAGUCUAUCCCGUGAUCACCGAAGACGCAGGAGCAGAACUCGUCCGUUCCUAUGUCGAGAUGCGCAACAUGGGAGACGACCCGCGCGCGAGUGAAAAGCGGAUUACUGCGACGACUCGACAGUUGGAGAGCAUGAUCCGACUGUCGGAAGGCCAUGCACGGAUGCGAUUGUCUGAAUUCGUGGAAGUGGACGAUGUACGGGAGGCAUACCGGUUAAUGCGUGAGGCUAUCAGGACGAGCGCUAUGGAUCCUCGGACUGGGAAGAUUGAUAUGGGCAUGUUGAAUACGGGUACAGGACAAGGACAGAGGAAACUGAGAGAUGAUAUGCGGAAGGAGAUAUUGAAUGUUCUGAAUAGCACUGGAGGAGGAAGGGGAGUUAGAUGGGCCGAUGCUAUCAAAGCUCUUGGCAGCCAGAGCAGCGUCAGGAUCGAUCCCGCAGAGUUUUCUGAAGUCAUCAAAGGUCUGGAGAACGAAGGUCUGUUGAAGGUUGUCGGAGAAAGGGAUAGGCGUAUGAUUCGGAAGAUAGAUGGUUGAUGUACAGAUAUCUUGCUUUUGUAGCAUGCUUG